Closterium sp. Yama58-4 is the source of this 1419-nucleotide messenger RNA. The record is from the annotation of a GenBank genome assembly. Lineage: Eukaryota; Viridiplantae; Streptophyta; Zygnematophyceae; Desmidiales; Closteriaceae.
AUGAAGUUUCUCGCGACGACGUUGGACGGAUGCGACGUGCUCCUGGGACGCGAUUGGCUGCGACGGCACAACCCGAUAAUCGAUUGGACGAAGGGAUCAUGCAGCAUCAGCAAAAACGGGGGGCUGAUUACUCUGCCCGCGUGGACUCCGGACUGCAUCGAGUCUACAUGCGUCAAAGCCAUCACUAUUACACGCCACGUCAACAGGGGUGCGCAACUGUUCGCCGUAUGCUUGCGCGAGUUGGCAGCCGACACCGACGGAAACGACAUCGAGAAGCUGUGCGCAGCUGUACCACCUGAUUUAGCGGAGCUGAUUCGACAAUACCCCGACAUCUUCCCCGACGACCUGCCACCUGGACUACCACCCGAACGCCCCGAGGACCACAAAAUCCAGCUGGAGCCCGGCGCGCAACCGACUGUUCGUACACAGUGGCGGUUGACUCAGCCCGAACUUGCGGAGCUUCGAAGUCAACUUGAGUCACUGUUGGAGAAGGGCUUCAUCCGACCCAGUACUUCGCCCUUCGCCGCACCGAUCCUGUUCACACCGAAGAAGGACGGCGGCAUUCGCAUGUGCAUCGACUAUCGCGCGCUUAACCGGGUUACCAUCAAAUCUCGCUAUCCCAUCCCACGCACCGACGACCUUCUCGACCAACUUCGCGGCGCUCGCUACUUCUCGAAGAUCGACCUACGCUUCGGUUACCACCAGAUCAGGGUCUUCGCUGACGACUGUCACAAGACCGCCUUCCGAACCCGCUACGGCAGUUACGAGUUCACCGUGAUGCCUUUCGGCCUCACGAACGCGCCAUCAACAUUUCAACGCACCAUGAACAGGGUAUUUCGCGACCUGCUGGACAAGUGUGUUAUCGUCUACUUGGACGAUAUUCUGAUUUUUAGCAGGACACGCGAGCAACACCUCCGCGACCUCGACGCAGUGUUUAAGCGGCUACAAGACAACCGGCUCAUCACCAAGGGUUCUAAGUGCGAGUUCUUUAAGCAAGAGUUGGAGUUUUUGGGGCACGUCAUCUCACGCGACGGCAUCAAAAUCGACCCGAAGAAAAUCAAGACCAUCCAGGAGUGGAAGGCCCCGACUAAUGUCACGGAACUUCAGAGUUUUCUGGGGUUUGUGAAUUAUGUCCGGCGGUUUAUCCCGAAUAUGGCGGGGAUAACCGGCCCGCUGACCGACUUGCUGCACAAGGACAAGAACUUCGUUUGGGGGGAGGAAGCUGAGGCGGCUUUUCAGGAGUUGAAGCAGUCGCUGGUGUCCCCUCCGGUUCUUCGCAUCGCCGACCCAUCCAAGCCGUUCGAAGUUGUCACCGACGCCUCAGAUUUUGCCAUCGGCGCAGUGCUGCUCCAGGAUUUUGGCAACGGCUUACAACCGAUCGCCUACGAGUCACGCAAGUUGCAGGCAGCCUUUGACUAG